Messenger RNA from Saccostrea cuccullata (small rock oyster), 3193 nucleotides. RefSeq lists its product as uncharacterized. The record is from RefSeq and is a predicted model, not a curated record. The transcript is spliced from 13 exons. NCBI's taxonomy places the organism in Eukaryota, Metazoa, Mollusca, Bivalvia, Ostreida, Ostreidae. The coding region runs from base 1 to 2475 and encodes 824 amino acids.
AUGAGAAUUUUGGAGUUGUGUUGGCAGUUGGAACAGGCAGCGCUGCCAGCUGCAGAAAUCGCCUGGACAGACUUCACAGAGAGCAGUCAGGAAAAUAGUCUUAGUCAAUCUUCCUCAGUUUCCUGCUGGGAUGAUAAUCGCAGUCUUGAUGCUCCCCGAGAAGCUUUGAACACGUUGCUUAGUUUGUCAGGAUUAAGCCCCGUUAAAAAGUUACAAGGGCAGAUAACUGAAGCCAGCAGAAGAACCCAACAUCGAUACAUAUCGAAAGCUGCUCAGUGCUUUGAUUUGAUAUGCAACACCAUUUGUCCUGGAGAAGCUGAAUUUAUUAAAUCCGCUAUAUUUCAAGAACAGCAGAAUAAAGAUCAGGAUACGCCAACCUUCAAUACUCUUGUGGAGAUAUAUAAACGAGCAGAAACAUGGCACCUACAGAGGCAAAUUCUGUCAAUCAUAUCUGACCAACACAGCUUCGAAGAAGUGAAGAAACUUGUUCCUGACGUGACUCAGUACAAAUUUAAGGCUGCUAAACAGCAUUGCAACCAGUUUGGUAUUGGAGAGCCUGUGUCCAAGAGAAAACAAGUCAGAGAAAAGUUUGAUCCCAACACAGUAUGCAAUGAAGAGAACAUAAAGCCAUUAGGUUCAAGCACAUUGUACAAACUCCUAGAUGACUGCUCUGCAUUGGUCAGGCAAAGCAUUGAAGGUCUUGACAACUAUGUUAUGGAGGGUUGUAGAGCUUUUAAAGACCUAGAGUCGGUAGUCCAAGACCUUGGAUUGACAAGCAUGGAAUCCAACUCUGUGCAAGAAAAUCUGCAAAAUGCAAAGCGAUACCUUAAAUCUGAGCUAAAGGUACAUGUCACAAGGGAAAACCCAGUUGCUGAUCAUUGCCUGUCAUAUGCUCUGAGUUCAACAGAUUCCAACUUCAAAACUUUAUGUGAUCAUAACCAUGACUCAUCAUGCCAAGAGUGUGUAAACAUGAAUACCACUUUAAACUUCAUCAAGAGCAAGGCGGAGAUACAUGAAUGGAGAAACAAGGAAGCUGUUUUGUACACUGUAGAAGAGUCGAUAUCGGCAAUACGGAACUGGAAAAGCCAUGUGAUUCGUUCAAGAAACCAGGAGGAGGCUAGAUCCGUGAUUGUUGACAACAUGACAAAUGUUGAUGCUGUCAUCACUUGUGAUUGGGCUAUGAAAUUUCUUCCAAGGAAAUAUAGAGAAGGACAAGUAGACUGGUUUGCAAAGAGGGGCAUAAACUGGCACAUAACCGUUUCACUUCUAAAACAUCAUUGCUCCUAUUCUACGAUAACGCACAUCCAUAUAUUUGAACAACCAACAGCACAGGAUGCAGCAGUCACAUCACAGAUCCUUGUGGAUGUUUCAAAGGAUAUAAUGGCCCUUAAGAAAGAUGUAACCCGGUUGCAUUUUUUCUCAGACAAUGCUGGAUGUUACAAAAGUUCCUCCACACUGUUGACUCUUCAACAUGAACUUCCCUCCAGUAUAGUGUCCUACAACUUUUGUGAGGCACAGAAUGGAAAAGGGCCAUGUGAUAGACGUGCUUCUCACAUCAAAUCCAUCAUCAAACGCCAUGUCAAUGAGGGCAAUGAUGUCACAACAGCACAGCACAUGAAACAGGCUGUAGACAAGGAAAAUAAAGAUGACCUUAGAGUCAAAGUUGUCACAUCUGUAAACAUUUUGGAUGCAACACCCAGAAAAAGCACCAUACCAUGUAUCUCGCAGAUGUACAACUUCCAAUUUACAGAAAGUGGACUCAGGAUGUGGAAAGCCUAUUCAGUUGGUAAAGGAAAGUUACUAACCUGGGAUCAUCUAAGUGCCCCAGAAAAUUCUGUAGAACUAAAGACAGUGGCUGGAUGGAUUGGCGGAGGAAUUUCAGAAAUGGAAGAAGAAACUCCUGAGGACACUAGUGAGGAGAAUCCAUCUAGAUCAUCUGUUCUGGAAUGUCCGGAGGGAAGUUGCUCCAAGACAUUCUCUACACAAAAGGCUCUUGAAAAUCAUGUAAACAUGGGCAACUGUAGUUUCAGAAGCGAUGCCAAAAUGAACAUUUCAGAGAAGGCAAAGAGGAUGUAUGCAGAUAAGAUUUUGUCUUUCCAGCCACAAAGAUCUGUGGUUUUAGAGUCCCACAGCAAUACUGAUGUAUGUAGAUGUUCAGAAUUAGACAUGGGAUGGGCCAUUAAAGAAAACAGACAAAGAGUAACUUUCACUUCUGGGCAGAAAGCUUUCAUGACAGAGAAGUUCGAUAUUGGGAAGAGGACUGGCAAUAAAGUAGAUCCGUAUAUUGCAGCGGAGGAGAUGAGGAAUUGUGGACUGUUUAGUAGGUCAGAAUUCCUUUCUGGUCAGCAGAUAUCUUCUUUCUUCUCCCGUCUUUGUCAAAAGGAGAAGAGGAUGACUGCUGCAGAUUUCUGUGCCUCAGAGGAAGAAGACCGAAAAGAUCAGAUAAGGAAUCUCCUAUUAGAUCAAAAUAAUUAGGCGUAGGGGUGAGGGGUGGGGGAGAUCGAUUAUAUCUGUUGAUUAGCUUUUAAAUUUGAUAUGUAAUACAACAUUGUACUAGUUUUUCAACAUAUGUGACAAAAUUUUACUGUAAGACCAGCUACAUGUAUUAGAAAUAUAUGCCUUUGUGCAAUGUAAAUUAUAAACUCAUGUUGCAACUGUGAUAUAAAGCCUAACAUUUGAAUUAUUUACCAGUUGCUGAAAAGUUGACAGAUUGUGAAAAUGCAGCUCAAAUGAAAGUUAUAAAAUUUUUAUGUACAUGUAAUAUGAUCGUUGUUGAAUAUUUCUGCAACUUGGAAAAUACCAUACUGUUCAUUCCCACAUGCUUAGUACGUUAAGCUCCCGCUAGUCAAAAUAGAUCUCAUGUCAUUUUGUUAUAGGAAUUGGCAGUUCUCUCUUUAAGGUAUGCACUGACGAUAUGCACAUGCGAUAGCCAAAUUUCAUAUAUAACUGUAACAAACAAAUGUACAUUUGUUGAUUAAUAAUUUGAUAUAUUUGACGUUUUUAUUGAUAUAUUAUAAUUCAAACAAUCAGACAAUCAAUCAAUUUUAAUACUUGCCAGUUAUGAUAUGCCUAUAUGUUUCUAUGGCAACAUACAGAUUGUAUGAUCAAAUGCUUGUUUGAUUGUGUUGUGUUUACUUCCUUUAGAUACAUUUAAAUGGGCAAAUCAGAUAUUAAAUACAAUUGAACCCUUGUA